Molecule: messenger RNA, 2368 nt
Organism: Uranotaenia lowii
Lineage: Eukaryota; Metazoa; Arthropoda; Insecta; Diptera; Culicidae
Gene: Wnt2
Product: protein Wnt-2
Exons: 8
Coding region: 1049-2221 (390 amino acids)
Biological process (GO): positive regulation of JNK cascade; canonical Wnt signaling pathway; cell fate commitment
Cellular component (GO): extracellular region
Molecular function (GO): frizzled binding; cytokine activity
Source: RefSeq, a predicted model, not a curated record
UUUUUUCCAAGUGACCACCGUGUGUUUAAUGGGAAUCUUUGGUGGAUGCGUUUUUUUGCCGCUUCCUUCAAAAGUGGAUGCUAUGGAGCCACAUUUCUUCGUCCUGCUGCCACCUACUGGAAAACACCUAUCUCGGAUGUUAUCUCGGGUUUUUUUAUAUUUCAUUUUAAUUUGAUGUUUUAUCACAAACUGAACAAUCUCCUGAAGGAUGGUCGACAAAAAAGGAAAGAGGCGAAUUAGCGUGCAAACUAAAGAAGAUGAUACGAAUUGAAAGUUCAGAUUUGUGGCAUGUUUAAAGAGCAUAGUGUGAUUUAUAUGUUAGCCUCCAAAUCGGCAUGUUCGCUGGUUGUUUAAUGAACGUUUCAUCGGUGCUGUGCGUAGUUUCAGAGAAUGAAGAAAUCAGUGUGUAAAAGGAAAUGCCAGCGGAAAAACACAAACUGAAUAAGAAAACAGCAAUAAUCUAAAUCGAUCACACCUCUGCAUGACAAGGAAAAUAAUGAUCGAGACACCGAUAAUUACAGCCACGAACAAAUUGAUCCCUGCGGUGUCGUUGAUAGUGUCGUUUCCAUGUCCAGUGGCCAUCUCGGUGCUAAUGGGCCAAGUGUUGUAUGUGUAGCACCGAUAUCAUGUUAUUUUAUGAGAUUAUAAUUGUCCCCAGAUUGAGUGUGCGACCCGUUGUGAAGUGUGUAUUUGGUCGCGAGGAGAUUACAUAAAUUUGCAUAAUCCGACAACGGCCACCACUCAGCGCUGCUCUAGGUGUGUAUAACAUAUGCCAAGUGAAUGCCAAGAAAACCUCGAAGCCGAUCGAAGAAGAUCAUUUCCAGAUAGCCGAUGUAUGUUUUUUUUCAAUUCCUAUGUUCAGUCAAGAUCCUUCUCAUUUGCAUAGGAAAUCGGCAAAUGGAUCACAUUCCACAGUGGGAUUUCACAACAUUGUCUCUCGUGCUGAUUAAUGAAUAUCUUUGCCAGAAUUACACCAGGAAGAUGAUCGAGUUAUCAUGAUUUGGAUUUGCUUUCAACGAGACAAUGCUUUCACAUAUAAUGGAUUAAGAUGAAACCUUUCGCCCUGAUAGUUUCAAUGGUUUUAAUGUUCAUGGAAGCCAGAAAAACUGAAUCAUUCUCGCCGUCAGUUUUGUGUUCGCGAAUACCGGGCCUCUCUCCAUACCAAAGGCAACUUUGCGUAGAUGCACCGGAUGCUGUUGUGUCACUGAGCGCUGGUCAACAUCUGGGGGCCCAAGAGUGUCAAAAGCAAUUCAAAGACCACCGCUGGAAUUGUACUCAAGUUUGGCAGCGAGAUAUGUUCGGACACAUCGUUAUUGUUGGAUCAAGAGAGGCCGCCUUCACAUACGGGAUCACAAGUGCAGGAGCAGUUCAUGCGAUAACGGCUGCGUGCGCCAAGGGAAACAUCACGAUGUGUGGCUGUGAUUCCAGACAGAAAAUGCAAUUUUCCACUGAAACUGAUAACUGGAAAUGGGGCGGAUGCUCGGCUGAUAUCGGCUUCGGAAUGCGCUUUGCCAAGAAAUUCCUGGACGCACGGGAGAUCGAGAAUGACGAUCGAAGUUUGAUGAACUUACACAAUAAUCGGGUAGGACGAAAGAUUGUCAAAUUGUUGCUGCGUACGGAAUGCAAAUGCCACGGUGUUAGUGGGUCAUGCGCAAUGAAAACCUGCUGGAAAAGUUUACCCCCGUUCCACGCAAUUGGGGACAUCAUGAUGAAAAAGUAUCGCAAGGCAAAGCUGGUGCAGGCAGUGGCGCUGCAACCCGGAGCUGGACCGGAGCCAUCGACGGAAGCAACGAUGACGACAGCCACUACUACGACCACGAUAAGCUCGAGUCCGAAAGCGAAGGGGAUGACAAUGAUGGUGAUGACGAUGGUGGGGAGCAGUAGCAGCAGCCAACAACAACACUUGGUGCUUAAAAGAAAAGCUAAGCAACAGUACACAAGCCUUAACAGCCAAAAACCAAAGAGAAUGGAGCUUGUUUACCUACAGCCAUCGCCGAACUACUGCGAGAGGGAUGCCAUUUCCGGGAUCCUGGGAACUGUGGGUCGCCAAUGUAAUCGCACAUCGAGCUCCAUGGAUAAGUGCGACCUGCUGUGCUGUGGACGAGGCUACAAUACGCACCAAAUAGUACGAAGCUGGCAGUGCAACUGUAAAUUUAAAUGGUGCUGCACAGUUAAUUGCGACAUUUGCACAGAACGUAGUGAAGAGUAUACUUGUAAAUAGCGCGGGAAAAUUUUAAACAGGGUCAAAAGUAAUGUGGAGCGUAGCGAUUUUUGACAAGAUUUCUUAUGAUUAGUUUUAACAUUGACUAUGAUGCGAAACAGUAUUAAAUAACUCUACUUUAAUUCAUACUAUUUAAAAUAAAUAGCU